AGAGAGUACUGUAAUCACAGAGAAGAAGAAAGCAUUGUUUAAUCCUCAUUCAUCCUGACAGUAGAAAAUUUUGCUAAUCGGUGGUCCAUAUGGUAUCGCAGUAAGAAAUUUCUAUAUCCAAAAUAAAAUUUCCAUGAAAGGAUCUUAAUUGAUUUUGUUUCCCCAAAGCCCUAAUACCCCCACAUCUACGAGAGAGCUUUUACCAUGCCCUUUCGCAAAGCUUUCUUCACCAUUCUCUCUCACUGCUUCUCCACCGCCACCACCACUAGCACCAGUAUCAGCACCAGGCUUCAGAAACUCCCGCCCCUUUCAAAUAUACACACCAAGUACAAGCCCCAAGCUAUCCAGCAAGCCCAGAAGGCCCUCACGGACUACCUCCACGCCACCAGGUCAUUGCCCUUCACCUACGCCGAGCACAUUGGCAAAAACUCUAUCUUUUCCCUCUCCAAUCUCAUCAGAAAGAUUGAUUACUCGGUCUCAACUUUUCCUAGGAACUUCAGGAGGCUCCUCAGGUACCAUCCAAUCAAUGAAUUUGAGUUUUUCUUUGAAAGCAUAGGCAUAGAUUACAAUGACGUUUCUGGGUUUUUGCCUUCCAAUAAGUUCUUCUUUUCGGAAGAUGGCACCGUUUUGAAUGCUGCUUGUGCUCUUUCUGGAUUUGGGUUUCCAUGGAAUAUGUUGGGGAAAUUGUAUACGGAGGAUACUUCUAUUUUCAGUAAGAGCUCAGCGGAGUUAACAGCUAGACUUUCUAGGAUUAAGGAAUAUGGAUUUAGUAAUCUCUCUGUGGUUGGCUUGUGUUUGGCUUUCCCAAAAUUGUUGAGUGGAGAAGAUGAACUGGGGGGUGAUAUUGAGGCAUUGUUUGGUGAUUUCGAAAGGGUUUUCGUAGAAUUUGGUUUGGGAAAUUGUGUUGAGGGAAAUGUGGAUGCUUGUUAUGAGGUCUGUAGGAAAAUUCGGGUGUUUUAUGAUUUAGGUUGUCAGAAGGGCAAGGUAGGGGAAUUGAUGAGUAGGAAGAAAAUCCUUUUUCUUGAAUGUUCAGAAGAGGUUUUGGUACAAAAAGCAGACUACUUUUGCAAAUUUGGUAUUGGGAAGGGUGAAGUGGGUUUGUUGCUUCUUCAGAGUCCAGAAAUUUUGAAUCUUGAUUUGGAAACUCCAGUAAUCUCAGUGUUGGGAUUCUUGCAACAUUUUGGACUGAGCAAAGAAGAAUUGCAAUCUGUUAGGCAAAAAUACUCCCAUGUGUUAGGAAGAAAUAAAAUGGUCAAUUUACCUCAUUCGAUAAGGGCUCUGGAUCUACAAGAUUGGUUUUUCAAUAAGAUUACAUGUUCACAUGAGUUAUUAGCAACUUAUGCAAUCGGCGAUCCAAAUGAAGAUAUAGACCAAGGGUUUAUAAAUGGGUUGAAAAGGAUCCAAUCUACCAGAACCCCCAUUCAUACAAUGAAUAAAUUGAAUUUCUUGCAUGGAAUUGGGUUUGGAGAGAAUGCUUUGACUAUGAAGGUCUUAACUCAUAUGCAUGGCAAUAGUAGUGAGUUACAAGGACGGUUUGAUUGCCUUCUCAAUAGAGGUAUCAAAUUCUCCAAACUGUGUACUAUUUUAAGAAUGACUCCGAAGAUCUUAAGUCAAAAUCCAGAGAAUCUAGAACAGAAGGUCAAUUUUCUGUGUCAAGAAAUGGGAUCCUCUUUGCAGUACCUAGAUAUUUUCCCAGCAUUUUUGUGUUUUGAUCUGGAGAACCGAAUUAAACCCAGAUACAGAUUUCAUGUGUGGCUCACAGAGAGGGGCUUGUGUAGCAAAAACUACUCAAUUGCAAGCAUGAUUGCUACUAGUGAAAAGAGCUUUGUAUCACGCCUUUCUGGAAUUCACCCAGCUGCUCCAAAGCAAUGGUUGGAGUGUUUCUUAUACAAAAGAUAUUAAUGGUCGCCAAGAAGAGACUUCUCUGAUUUAAGUCUUUAACCUUGCAUUCACAAUGUAUAUGUUCAUUCUAACAAAGUGUGUGCUUGCAAUCUUUGAUGUGCAAUUUGAAAGUGCUGUGAAUUCAUAUGAUUGAGACUGAGUGUAAUUUUAUUGUGUCUUGUACAUAUGUGACCAUUGUGAUAACUUUGUAUUAAUUCCGGCAACAAAGAUUUUGAUGCAGAAAUAAUCAUUCUUUUUGUACAUGUACAUUUCAUUUUAAUUCUCUCUCGGCAGAGUGGAUAGAGUCUCUCUGCUAUAAGAAGUUAGAAGCAUUGUAACUCAUACAAUUAGGAAUAAAGCUGCAGGUUGAUGGAGAAGGAAGCUGGAAAGUUAUAAUUUAUAUAUGUAUAUAUCCAUCGGAUUGAUAUAAAAGAUGGGAUUUAAAAGGCU
Ziziphus jujuba (common jujube) is the source of this 2331-nucleotide messenger RNA. RefSeq names its product transcription termination factor MTEF18, mitochondrial. The transcript has a single exon. Gene Ontology annotation, molecular function: double-stranded DNA binding. Gene Ontology annotation, cellular component: chloroplast. The record is from RefSeq and is a predicted model, not a curated record. Lineage: Eukaryota; Viridiplantae; Streptophyta; Magnoliopsida; Rosales; Rhamnaceae. Bases 205 to 1902 code for a protein of 565 amino acids. Gene Ontology annotation, biological process: chloroplast organization; regulation of DNA-templated transcription.